This is a messenger RNA of Aedes aegypti (yellow fever mosquito), 3314 nucleotides long. RefSeq names its product neprilysin (gene Nep5). The coding region runs from base 689 to 3163 and encodes 824 amino acids. Gene Ontology annotation, biological process: protein processing. Gene Ontology annotation, molecular function: metalloendopeptidase activity. The record is from RefSeq and is a predicted model, not a curated record. Gene Ontology annotation, cellular component: plasma membrane. Lineage: Eukaryota; Metazoa; Arthropoda; Insecta; Diptera; Culicidae. The transcript is spliced from 12 exons.
GCCCUGUCCUCCGAUGGGUGGUGGUCUAGUCUGGUCUGGUCUGGUGUUUUGCACGGACACACGGUCGACUCCGGUUCUCCACGUGCGCUCUCUCUGUAGUGCUUUUUAGUGUGCUGGUGUCCGUCCAUCUCCUUUCCGACGACGUCUGCCUGGCGGCGUGCAAUUGAUCGAACAACCAACGGUUGGAUUUGUUUCCGGGCGCGUCGCGUUCCGGAAUUGGAUUGUGGAGGGGACAAAAAAGUUCCUUUUCCGAUCACUUUGUCACUGAAAAGGCCGUGCGAAAUAAAAAGUUAAAAUCACUUCGUUAUCCCGAUUCCGGGCUUGAGUGCGGUACUGAAGUAUCCGAAGAGGCGUUGGAGACAUUCUACUGAAUGAGGUGGAAUACGUCCUAUUCGUGAGUGGGUUCUUUCAACGGUCUUUGAAGACAUCGAAGAGAGGCGGCAACUGCUUUUUGGAGGCUCGUUAGCUCGGUUUAGCGAACCUUGACACAAGGAGCCUUGGGGCUGUUGUGUGUGUUGAAUUGCAAGUGCUAUUUUGCCUUGCAUCAUUGUCGGACCCACAGUAGGCGUAUAACUUGAUUCACAUCGCAUACCAGCCAGCUUGGAUAGGAGCAUUGUUUCUUGAGAGCCGGGGCGACCAGAAGAGCAACAACUUAACUCCCAAACUAACUAACAUCCAAGCAGGCCACAUGUCAACGCAAAGGAUUUGGACCACAGACGUCCACAGGAACGAUGACCAUUUGCCCAGCAAAAUAAAUGGCAACAACAACAAUGGCACUGCAAUCUCGGCUUCCGGCAACGCGGCAGCCAAUCCCUACCUUGUCGGAGUGCAAUCCAGGUUUCGCCGGCGCUAUUAUCACAAAUCUAUUUUCAUAGCCCUGAUCGUUAUCAUCCUUAUUCUGCUGAUUGCCAUCAUCGUGAUUGCCUGUCUGCUUCACUUCCCAGCGGACGUAUGCCACAGUCCGGAGUGCCUUCGUGCAGCCGCCGCCCUGCAGCAGAGCAUGGACCGCCGAGUCGACCCGUGCGAAGAUUUCUACGCGUACACCUGCGGUAACUGGGCCGACGAUCAUCCCCGGCCGGAAACCUACACCAGCUACGAUUGGUUCAGCGAGCGGCAGGCCCGUAUCCUGCGGAACAUCCGCCAGUAUCUGCAGCGAAACGAUAGCUUCGACGAUCCGAAACCGGUCAUGCAGGCCCGGGCCAUGUACCGGGGAUGCAUGAAUCUGACGGCGAUGGACUCGUUGGGGUACGAUCCGUUGUUCAAACUGCUGGGUGAGUACUUCCUGCCGAACUACCCGACUUUGCUGAACCUCACGCAGGUGGACUACGAGAGCUACGACUUCGAUUGGAUCCGCUCGUUGGCCAAGGUGAAGCAAAUACUCGGGAUGGAUAUCAUGAUCGGGUUCGACGUGUUCCCCGAUCCUAAAAACCGGGACUCAAACCGAUUGGUGCUGGGUACUCCGGAACAGGGAUCGGAUUUGCCAUUCAACGACAACAUCUUGAAGCACAUGUCCCGGGCCAAGCACAAAGUCAUAGUAAGCGAGGACGAGGAAGACUACGUAGAUGAUGAAGUGGAGGACACCCAGCACAUGAAAGCCUACAAGAACUUCAUGAUUGGAGCCAUGAAGAUUCUAGUGAACAACACGGAUUCCAAAGCAGAGAUAGAACCGUCGGCGGACAACUUCCAAAAAGCGGCCGACAUCUACAUCAAAAUGUCCAAGGCUCUCAUGAAGAUGGAGAAGCAAGCAGAGAAUGCUUCCAAAACCAACAAUACGGAGGAUCGACUCAACCUGCAGGACACUCUCUACGUCAGCGUACACGAGCUGCAGAACAUGACCGAUCAGCACAUCUUCCCGAAGGACCCGUUCCCCGUUUGGGAACGGUACCUGAAUGAAGUCUUCGAAGGCAUACCCGAGGCACAGCUUGAUCUGAGUCGGGAUCAGAUCCUCACUAGCAACGCAGAUAUUCUCUAUUUGCGUUUGCUAUCAGACUACCUCUCGCAAACUCCUCUGGUUCACAUCGAGCUGUUCAUCUGGUGGACGGUGGUCGAAGAGCUCAUUCUUCACACAACGGCCGAGAUCCGCCGGCUGCACUACGAGUACUACAAGACGAUGAUCGUGACGGAAGGAUACACUCCACGAUCGCUGUAUUGCACCGGAGCCGUGAACAAGCUGAUGGGUAUGGCGGUGAGUUACGCCAUUGCGGAUCAGAACUUCCUCACGGAUACGAAGCCCAAGGUGAAGCAAAUGUUGAACAAUAUCCGUAAGGCUUUCGAACGACUGGUCAGAGACACCACCUGGAUGGAUUGGAAGACGAAGAGCUCAACGCUGGAGAAGUCACAGGCGAUGCGGAGCUUGAUCGGGUUUCCGGAGUGGAUCUUCGAUCAGGGCAAACUAGAGCUUCUGUACGAUGCGAUCAACUUGAGCGACACGCAACACCUGGACAACAUGGUUCAACUGAUCCAGCUUCGAAACGUUAAAUUCCUGCGUCGCUGGAGGAUGAAGAACGUCCUAAGCUGGGACACCCAUCCGACCAACGUAAACGCAUUCCACGCCUUUCAGGACAACGCAAUCACGAUUCCGAUUGCCAUCCUGCAGUAUCCGUUCUACCAUCUGGGUCUAGAGGCGCUGAACUACGGAGCGAUCGGAACGGUGUUGGGACACGAGUUGACCCACGGGUUUGACGAUAGUGGUCGGCAGUUUGACAAGGAUGGUAACCUAAAACAGUGGUGGACCAACAGUACGGUACGGGAGUACGUCAACCGGACGGCAUGUUUUGUCCAGCAGUACAACGGAUACUUCAUUGAAGAAGCUGAAGACUACAUCGACGGACUUCAAACUUUGGGAGAGAACAUCGCCGACAACGGAGGCGUCCGGGAAGCGUUUGAGGCGUACAAAAUCUACCGGAAGAACAAUAAGAAGGAACCGCUUCUACCAGGGUUCGAAAACUUCACCCACGAGCAGCUGUUCUUCAUCUCCUAUGGCAACCUUUGGUGCGAAUCGCACACGGCGUCCGCGGCCAAGGCCGCCUUGGAUGACACCCACUGUCCGGGCUGGAUUCGGCUCAAAGGGGUGCUGAGUAAUUCACCGGAAUUCAGUCAAACGUUCGGCUGCAAAGCGGGCAGCGGGAUGAAUCCCUCAGCCGAUAAGUGCCGGAUUUGGUGAAAACGUUUCUUCUGGAUUCUGACAACCCCAAGCAAUCAAAUUGUGUGAUUUUAGCAGAGUAGAUUUUUCGACCAAUUUUGAUCUCGCAACAGGUGUGAUAUAUAUUCAAGUGCAAUAAACCAUUUGUUCCAGGCUGUUCACGGUUGAUGUA